This is a messenger RNA of Balearica regulorum gibbericeps (East African grey crowned-crane), 489 nucleotides long. Its product is annotated as DPY30 domain-containing protein 1. Gene Ontology annotation, cellular component: Set1C/COMPASS complex. NCBI's taxonomy places the organism in Eukaryota, Metazoa, Chordata, Aves, Gruiformes, Gruidae. The record is from RefSeq and is a predicted model, not a curated record.
AUGGAGUCUCAGUAUCUGAAGAGAUGUUUGGGAAGCUGUUUGAAAGAGGGACUGGCAGAGGUUGUAGAGCAUCGGCCAGCAGAUCCAAUAGAGUAUCUGGCACACUGGAUUUACAAUUACAGAAGAAAUUUAGAUGAAGAAAAAAAGAGAAUGUUGGAGAGGAUUGAGCUGGAACAAGAACGGGAGGUGGCCCUGGUAGAACUUGAAAUGUUAAGAAAAAUGAAGGAAGAAGAGUUAAUGUUCCAGCAGAAACUUGAAGAACAAUGUCAGUUGGAACAAGAACGUGAGAAGUUGGAACUGCAGAAUGAAGAUGAAAUGCUGUUGCAGCAGAAAGAUCAAGAGGAAAAUGGAAAGACUAUAGCUGAACUUACAGAUAGACCUGGGGCACCUAAUUUGACCACAGUUGAGGAGCUAGAUGAGAAUGGACAGUUUGAGACUAUAACAGAUCUCAUGGCAGAAUCAGAACAAGAAAGUUCCCAACUGACCUGA